AUGUUAGCCACCCAUUUUUUCACUCUUCAUGAUUCUUCUGAGGUUUUUGCUUGCUCAGAAGAUGGUUUCAGUAACAAUAAGAGGAAAAGAAGGCCUGUUGGGACACCAGAUCCUGAUGCACAAGUAGUUUCUCUCUCUCCCGAGACGUUAAUGGAAUCAGAUCAAUACAUCUGUGAAAUCUGCAACCAAGGGUUCCAAAGGGAGCAGAAUCUCCAGAUGCACCGGCGCCGCCACAAGGUCCCAUGGAAGCUACUGAAGAGAGAGAGUAGCGAUGCCCGGAAGCGAGUUUACGUUUGUCCAGAGCCAACUUGCUUGCACCAUGAUCCAUGCCAUGCACUUGGUGAUCUGGUGGGAGUAAAGAAGCAUUUCAGAAGGAAACAUAGCAAUCAGAAGCAAUGGGUUUGUGACAAGUGCUCUAAAGGUUAUGCUGUUCAAGCUGAUUUGAAGGCUCAUCUCAAAACUUGUGGUACCAGAGGCCAUUCUUGUGACUGUGGUCGUGUUUUCUCCAGGGUAGACAUUUUCAUGGAGCAUCAAGAGUCAUGCAAAGGUAGGACUACUAUCCACACAGAAUUGCAGUCACCAGCUCCUAGAAAUUCAAAUUCAAGCACCACCUCUACUCCAAUUUGGAACAUACCCAAUCAGAAUAAACCCGAAAUCGUGUUUUCGUCCUCCAGGCCAUAUCAUGCCACCCAAUUAAGUCUAUCAAUUGGAUCUCUAAGUAUUAAUAAUGAAGAAAACGAAAUAAACCAUUCACCAAUAUUGAACAAUUGUGCAUGGAAAGCCUACUUCCAGCACAGGGUUGAUAUUGAAGAACAUGAAUUGGCAGCAUCAAGGUUGAGAGAGGCAGCGCAUGAGCAGCUGAGGGUGGCCUGGGAAGAGAGAGGCUUGGCAGAAGAGAGGCGGCAACAAGCAAAAUGGGUGUUUGAAUUGGCUGAGCAAGAGUUCACGAAGGCAAAGAAAAUCAGACAAGUUGCUGAAAUGGAGUUGAAUAAGGCGCAAGUGCUGGAAGAUGUUGCAAGAAAGGAAAUGAAUUCCAACAUUCUGCACAUAAAUUGUCUUGCUUGCAAGAAGAAGUUCCAAAGAUUAAAUACUUUGUGA
Molecule: messenger RNA, 1098 nt
Organism: Ilex paraguariensis (yerba mate)
Lineage: Eukaryota; Viridiplantae; Streptophyta; Magnoliopsida; Aquifoliales; Aquifoliaceae
Source: the annotation of a GenBank genome assembly